Astyanax mexicanus (Mexican tetra) is the source of this 3849-nucleotide messenger RNA. RefSeq names its product cadherin-18. Lineage: Eukaryota; Metazoa; Chordata; Actinopteri; Characiformes; Acestrorhamphidae. Gene Ontology annotation, molecular function: calcium ion binding; cadherin binding. Bases 996 to 3455 code for a protein of 819 amino acids. Gene Ontology annotation, biological process: adherens junction organization; cell morphogenesis; homophilic cell-cell adhesion. The record is from RefSeq and is a predicted model, not a curated record. The transcript is spliced from 14 exons. Gene Ontology annotation, cellular component: catenin complex; adherens junction; plasma membrane.
CUCUCUCCAUCCAUCCAUAAUUCAGCAUUCUCUCUUUCUCACUCUUUCUCAAUCUCUCUCUCCUUCGCUCUGUUCGCUCGCUCACCGACUGUGUCUGGCUGCUUCUUCCCGAGCUGAGCAUCGGAAAACUCAGCUACCUGAGACACACCAGUAUGAGAGAGAGAGAGAGCGAGAGACUGAGAGAGUCCACUGAGAAAGUAAACAGGCGGAGGAGAGGAGCUGCACUGUCGCAGGGAGAGCAGUUCUGAGAUUUGUGUUUGGGUCAAGGAGACUGAUUUUGAGUCAUUCGGUGUGACAGUGGAUCCAGUGCUGUGAGACGGCUCUGUCUGCUUUCUACAGACAUUCAGUGUCACAGCGGGGGGCCGUGUCAGCCACCAUUAGCUCCCCCGUCUCCGUGAAGAUAACAGGAGCAUGCAGGUGUUAGAGGUGACCCGCUCCAGCCUCAAACAGCACCUGACAGACUGAAGCAGUGGAGCACGGAGUCAACAACCAGCAUCAGUCUGAAGCAGUCAAGUGCAGAUCCAGACCUGAGCAGGAUGGCUGGUGUCUACAACUCGGAAACCCAAGACAGCAUGUGUCUCCUCACAGCUCCGGUAGAACCUUUCUAAACACAGCAACUGUUUCCUGGGUCAAGACCCCUUGGAAUCCAUUAUGUAAAUGCACCUCUGUCUCCUUCCUGUGAUGGGAGACUGAAACAUGAGCAUCCGCACAGCUUUCCGGACCUCUGACCCUGGCCCUGUACCUGCUCGGAUCCAGCCCCUCUAAAAGACCACCAAGGAGGGGGCACAGCAUCACUGGAGGUAGCUGGAGGGCGUGGAGGAAGAAGGGGGAAGAGCCGGACGAGAAGAAGAAGAUCAUCCACAUCCACAUCAUCGUUUCAUAGGAAUAUAAUUGCUUGUGGAAUAUAAAUAUCCAUUAUUUGGAAUAUCACAGAAUACAUUGGGAAAUCCCAUUAAUUUGGAAUACUGGGAAUACUAUUGUUCUGACUCGCCAUCAUGAAGGUGAGCCCGUCGUCCUGUCUCUGUCCUGUGCUCCUUUGUCUCUGCUUCCUGGAGAGGAGCUACGGGGCGAGCCACCAUGGACAGGCCAGAGUGAUCUCCAGGAACCACAACCUGACCCACAGUCACAACCAGACUAAAGACGGUGAGACAGAGGUCCACCACAGACCAAAACGGGGCUGGAUAUGGAACCAGUUCUUUGUCUUAGAGGAGCACAUCGGGCCAGAAGCACAGUAUGUUGGGAAGCUUCAUUCAAACUCAGAUAAAGGAGACGGUUCAGUUAGAUACAUCUUAAGUGGAGAAGGAGCAGGGACUAUCUUCAUCAUAAAUGAGGUAACGGGGGACAUCCAUGCCACGAAGAGUCUGGAUCGGGAGAAGAAGUCUCACUACGUUCUCCACGCUCAGGCCAUCGACAUCAACACCAACAAACCCCUGGAACCAGAGUCAGAGUUCAUCAUCAAAGUACAGGACAUAAACGACAACGCCCCCAAAUUCCCAGACGGCCCCUUCGUCACACACGUGCCUGAGAUGUCGGAAGUCGGUACAUCCGUAUUCCAAGUGACAGCGACAGAUGCAGAUGACCCCACCUAUGGGAACAGUGCGCGGGUAGUGUACAGUGUGUUACACGGGCAGCCAUACUUCUCUGUGGACCCCAAAACAGGGAUAAUCAGAACAGCACUGGGCGACAUGGAUCGAGAAGCGAAAGAGCACUACGCCGUGGUCAUCCAAGCCAAAGACAUGGCGGGGCAAGUGGGGGGCUUGUCUGGCUCCACCACAGUGAACAUCACCCUCACUGACGUCAAUGAUAACCCACCCAAGUUCCCCCAAAAGAACUACCAGGUGUAUGUAUCCGAGUCAGCUCAAGUUGGGAAGCCAGUGGGGAAGAUCAAAGCCAAUGACGAGGACAUUGGGGUCAACGCUGAGAUCAAAUACAGUAUUCUCAACCCUGAGGGAGCCAACAUGUUCUCUAUUGCUACAGACAAAGACACCAGAGAAGGCAUCAUUAGUCUGAGAAAGCCUCUUAAUUAUGAAAAGAAGAGACAGUACACAUUGCACAUCGCAGCGGAAAACACACACCUGGACUCUCGCUUUUCAUACCUGGGAUCUUUUAAGGAUGAUGCCACUCUGAAGAUAACGGUUGGGGAUGUAGAUGAACCUCCAGUUUUCUCUAUGGAUUACUAUAUUAUGGAUGUCUAUGAGAACGCCAAGAUCGGAACAGAGGUGGGAGCGGUAACAGCACAGGAUCCAGACAGCAAGAACAGCCCAGUCAGGUAUUUCAUUGAGCGAACAGAGGAAGGCGAGGGGUAUUUCGACAUCGAGGCUGUCAGCGGAGUUAUUAGAACCACUCAGCUCCUGGACCGAGAGGACACGCCCUGGCACAACAUCACCGUCAUGGCAACAGAAGAGGAUAACCCAAGUCUCCUGAGCCACGUUCCGGUCACAAUCCAGGUCCUGGACAUAAACGACAACCCACCAGAAAUCAACACAGAGGAGGAAAUUAUUAUUUGUGAAAGCACUCGAGCAGGACAGGUCAUACAAACGAUCACGGCUGUGGAUAAGGAUGACUUUGCGAAUGGACAGAGAUUUUAUUUCUCUUUCCCUGGAGGAAUUCCAGCAAACCCCAACUUCACCAUAAAGGACAAUGAAGACAGCACGGCCAGUAUCGUAGCGCGGCGGCGGCGGUUCCACAGGCUGACUCAGGAGCUGUACGAGUUGCCGGUGGUGGUGUGGGAUGGAGGCGAGCCGCUCCUGAGCAGCACCAGCACUCUCACGCUGCGGGUGUGCCCGUGCCAGCGUGGCUCCAGGCUGAAGAUCUGCCAGAGCGAGGCCUUCCUCUCCUCCGCCGGCCUCAGCACUGGAGCGCUCAUCGCCAUCCUGCUGUGUGUGCUCAUACUGCUUGCCAUCGUGAUUCUGUUCAUCACGUUACGACGGAGUAAAAAGGAGCCGCUGAUCAUCUCUGAGGAAGACAUUCGGGAGAACGUGGUUACCUAUGACGAUGAAGGAGGCGGGGAGGAGGACACCGAGGCCUUCGACAUCAUCGCUCUGAGAAAUCCAGAAGCUGCAGAGGAGCUGAAGUACAGGCGAGACGUUCGGCCCGAGGGCAGCCGACCAGGUUCUUCUUGCCGGCCGCACCGUCGCCACGGCGCCCACAGCCCCUCCUUCCUGGGGACGGAGGAAGAAAUGGACGUCCGUGACUUUAUUAAACAGAGACUAGCAGAGGCGGACCAGGACACCAGCGUACCGCCUUACGAUUCUUUACAGACAUACGCAUUCGAAGGGCAGGGCUCGCCGGCAGGUUCCAUCAGCUCCCUGGGGUCAGCCGGCGUCCACUCGGAACAGGAUUACAAAUAUCUGGACGACUGGGGUCCGGAAUUUCAAAAACUAGCCGAACUCUACGCAGAGGAGGUCGACGUACAAUCCGAAUCCACUACGAAAGACACAGAGGAACAGACUUAAAUGCUUUUUUUUUUUUUUUUAGACUGAUGAAAAACUUUAAACAAUACUUCAAAACAAAGACAAGAUAAACUGGCCUCUUUUUUGCUACCCCAGAUUUCAUUGUUUAUCAAUAAUGUGAGAUGUUCUCGGACCGUGACCCUGCCGAAAAUUCCAUCCGGCUGCAAAAGACACUCCGGCUGCUGUUGUUCUUCUCGUGCUUUUGGAUCCUUUGAACUGUAGAUCCUAAGAAGAGAAUGAAUGAGAGUUGAUUUUGAGAAGAAAAAGAGAAAAAUCUUUACAAAAAAAAAGAAAACACUAAUGGAAAAAGAAAAUAUUUUCCCUGGUGUAUAUUUUUUAUUGCUCAAUAAAAAGUCCUUAAUUCUGGACACAUGGAUAUAUGUGAUAAAAAGUGUUA